AGCGAGGGCAGCAGCGAUCGAACUCGUUAUCUUUCGCAACAAUGCCACCGCAUUCCGCCUGCUCUUGGCACUGCUCAGGCAGGGCGUUCUUGAUAGCGCUUGCCUCCUAAUGUUUAUCUAUGAUGGCGAAGUUGAAAAGUAAGGCGCAAACUUUGAGCCAGGAGCUGGACUGUCUCUCAGAGGUUUAACCUGCGCGUUGUUAGUCGUGAAAAGCAACGCUACCAUGGCAUACAGGACAUUUGUGCUGCUCUGGGCUUGUGUUUUCAGCGUCUGCCUCGGGAGGUCCACAUGUUACUUCGCAGUUCCACUGAAGAUAUACACGGGGAAGUUCAAUUCUUCUGUGGAUCUGGAUUUGAGCCCCCUGAAACGAAUACAAGCCUUUGGCGGAAAUGUGCUCUCCUUGGCCUCUGAUCCAGCUGGUAUAGUCAACUUUCUGGACAUGGUCAACAACUUGCAAGGCGACUCGGGAAGAGGCUACUACAUGGAAAUGUCACUCGGUACCCCCGGUCAAAAGCUUAACAUCCUGGUGGACACGGGCAGCAGUACCUUUGCAGUGGGUGCAGCCCCUCACCCAUUCAUUACACACUACUUCGACCCUGCACUUUCCACAACCUACAAGUCAACUGGACAGGCGGUGUCUGUCAGGUACACCCAAGGCAAUUGGGAGGGCGAAUUGGGCACUGACCAUGUCUCCAUCCCCAGGGGACCUAAUGGGACAAUCACCAUUAACAUAGCAACAAUUUUAACAUCUAAUGGCUUCUUCCUCCCUGGGGUCAAUUGGCAAGGCAUCCUGGGCCUGGCCUACCCCAUGCUGGCACGGCCUGACUCGUCGGUGGAGCCCUUUUUCAACUCGCUGGUGCGCCAGACGGGGAUUCCUGACAUCUUUUCCAUUCAAAUGUGUGGUGCAGGACUCUCAGCCAGCAGCAUGGCCGAUCCCGCGGGGGGCAGUCUUAUCAUGGGAGGGGCUGAACCAACUCUGUACCAGGGGUCAAUAUGGUACACCCCCAUAAAGGAGGAAUGGUACUAUCAAGUGGAGGUCUUGAAACUAGAGGUUGGGAACCAGAAUCUGAACCUGGACUGCAGAGAGUAUAACAUGGAUAAAGCCAUAGUUGACAGUGGGACCACACUGCUGCGACUUCCUGUCAACGUCUUUAAUGCAGUGGUGGAGGCCAUCACGCAAACCUCUCUGAUCCAGGACUUCUCCUCAGGUUUCUGGGCUGGAACCAAGCUGGCAUGCUGGAUGAAGGGAGAGACUCCCUGGAGGUUUUUUCCAAAGCUGUCCAUCUACUUAAGAGCAACCAACACCAGCCAGUCCUUCCGCAUCACCAUCCUUCCCCAGCUGUACAUCCAGCGAAUAACAGACGUGGAUGGUACGCUAGACUGCUUCCGCUUUGGUGUUUCAUCGUCGGCCAAUGGCCUGGUGAUAGGGGCUACUGUCAUGGAGGGCUUCUACGUUGUGUUCGACCGUGUCCAGCGCAGAGUGGGCUUUGCACUCAGCCGUUGUGCAGUGAGCAAUGGAGUGUCACUGUCGGAGAUCGCCGGGCCGUUCUCGGUGGUUGACGUGUCAGCAAACUGUUUCAGUGGGCCGCUGAAGGAGCCGCUCCUCUGGGUUAUCUCUUACGCCCUGAUGGGGGUCUGUGCCAUGGUCCUCCUAACCCUGCUCCUGCUGCUAGUCCUGCCCUGCCGACACCGACGCCACUCUGGGGAGAUUACAGACGAAUCGUCCCUGGUCCGCCACCGCAUCAAGUGACUGAGAAAAGAAAAGCGGGAAAAUGGGGGUACUGGCCAGGGGGGCCAGUAGGUGGUGUUGUGCCACCAGAGUAUAGCCGGGCAGGUUUGGCCUACACUGAUCAAUGAGACUAGUCACUGACAAACUGGACAUGUCACACAUCUCAAUCCAGCGAGGUUGAUACAGAGGAAUUAGAAAAGACAAGAGCUUGGAUAAGAACCCCCCACCUUAGCUUUUGUGUCAAACUCUGAAGUGACAACUAGUUUUCGAGGACUCUGAAGCAGAUUAACUACUGGUUUCCAUUGCACUGAAACUGGCGAUAUGUUCUUCGUUUGUUUCUGGGGGUGUACAAUAGCUUUAAAAUCAAAGAAGCUGGAAGAAAUCCCUUAUAGUGUUAGCUGCUCUCCCAGCGGAUUCUCACGUCAACGUAAAAUCAGUCUGGAAAAAACUGGCUAAUUUGGUGAUAUGUGUAAGAAGGAUUCCAGUGCUUUGUGGUAAUUUUGGUAACUUACUGUCUGGGAUGUUAAAGUAGGACCAAUGUUCACUUAGGGUGUAGGAAAAAGGACUCGACAGGAUAUAUAUAUAUAUAUAUAUAUAUAUAUAUAUAUAUAUAUAUAUAUAUAUAUAUAUAUUCUGCUGAAUUGCACUUUGCUUUAAAGCCAAUCAAAAGUGUAAUAUAGAGAUGACAAUCAUAUCAGUAUAUUUUUACUAAUACUGUAUACAUUUUGAUAUUUACAACUAUUUGAAUGGGACCAUUGCAAACUUUGCUAUUUAGAUGGAGUAGGAGCAGUAGAUUUAAAGUGCAAACCUUGACGCAUAAAGAACGGUGGGUUAUGCAAAUAAAAAAAUCCAAAGGAUGUUUCUAGCAUUUCAGGACAGUUAACACUGCCCCAGUACUGGAGGGGUGCAGCUAACUCACAAGCAAUGCUAAUGUGUGGACUUCCACACAGUUAUCAAAUUCUUGAAUUUUACAGCUUUCAAAAGCACUAAUGGCCAAAUAUGGUAAGUCUUUGUGUCUGACAUCAUUAAUUGUAAAGCGCGUUGGGUGGCUGUUGCAGCGAGAACAGCGCUAUAAAAAUACAACUUGAUUGAUUGAUUAUAGUGGAUUGAUGCCUUGCAACCAUGUAUUUCCCUCAAAGAAGGUUGACUCAGUUCAUCUGCAUACGUUUAUUGGGAGAUGCGUUUCAUCACUCAACUGACAUCUUCAGUGUCAACUGACUGCAGGUGUCCCCACCCUUAUAAACAAUACAGUGGCAUAACGACCGAAACCAAUGACCAGUUUCAUGUGCAAAUAUGGGCGCGUCUGCAGCCCUCCCCAGAUCGGCAGAGGGGGUGGAGCAGCGACCGGGAUGGCUCGGAACAUUGGGGUAAAUUGGCUGGAUACAGUGGGGGGGGGGGGGACUAGUUACAGUUGUCAGUUAAUGUCACAUCCAUAUUUGCAUAUGAAACUGGUUGUUGGUUUCGGUCAUUAUGCAGCUGUAUUGUACUGUAUUGUUGAUAAUGGGUGGGGACACCUGCAGUCAGUUCAGACUGAAGACGUCCCUUAGUUGAGUGAUGAAACGUAUCUGUCAAUAAACGUUGUGUCCAGAUGAACUGAUUCAACUUUCUGUGAUUUUCUUACCAGGAUUAAUGAGCGUGCAUCAAUAUAUGUUUUUCCCUAUUUUGUUCCACAUUCUUUGUGUUGCCCUGUGUACAUACAGAACCUGUUCUCAGCUGAUAGAAGAAAUUAUGCUGUGCAAUCAAACUGGAACUUGAUACCAAGUUUUCUCAAAUGAGCAGACUUCCUCUUCUGUGAUAUGAUGUUAAACUUUAGUAUCUGUGACUGUGUAUAUGUGCCAAAAAUUUAAUAGCUGAAAAUGAAGUUGAGAGAGGUUUAAUAAUAAGGUAUAACUGAAUCUUUAAAUGUUCCCUUUUAAAAAAUGUUUGUCUUUGCCAAAAUGUCGUGUUUACUUUAACUAACAAAGAUGAUUGAGCUUUAAUUAAUUGAUUCGUUUUUAUUAAUUUUGUAUUUGCCACUAGUGAAAGUUGAUGUUUUAAGUUUGGGGAAAAGCGCCUCAUGGGAGUCGUUUGGCUUAUUCUGGCAAUGCUCUGUGGAGGACAUCUGGUGGUGACAAAUGGUACAUACAGUUAAAUGUCUCAUGAAAAGCAACCCACAGGGAUGAAUCCAUUUUGAAUUAUAUUUAGAGUGUGUGUGUAUAUCAUUUCAAAACAUAUUUACAAAUAGACCCAAAAUACAAUAUACAGAGUAAAAGAACGCGUCU
Lampris incognitus (smalleye Pacific opah) is the source of this 3990-nucleotide messenger RNA. It is a transcript of the gene bace2, whose product is annotated as beta-secretase 2. Gene Ontology annotation, cellular component: trans-Golgi network; membrane; endosome. Gene Ontology annotation, biological process: amyloid-beta metabolic process; membrane protein ectodomain proteolysis. The record is from RefSeq and is a predicted model, not a curated record. Gene Ontology annotation, molecular function: aspartic-type endopeptidase activity. The transcript has 9 exons. Bases 224 to 1750 code for a protein of 508 amino acids. NCBI's taxonomy places the organism in Eukaryota, Metazoa, Chordata, Actinopteri, Lampriformes, Lampridae.